GAGGCGGGGCCCGGACGAGCCUUGAUUGGUCGCGGUGCGCGAGGGCGCGGAUCCUGGUCCCGGCUGUGAGCUGCUGUGGUCGCAGGUGCAGAUUCACUCCGCUGCGAGCCGUGCACGAUGCAGAAGGUGGCUUUGAUCACCGGGGCAAGCAGUGGCAUUGGGCUAGCCCUUUGCAAACGACUGCUGGCCGAAGAUGAUGAGCUCCACCUGUGUUUGGCAUGCAGGAACCCGAGCAAAGCAAGAGCUGCUUGUGAUGCCCUGCUGGCCUCUCACCCCUCUGCCGACGUCAGCAUUGUGCAGAUGGAUGUCAGCAGCCUGCCGUCGGUGGUCCGGGGUGCAAAGGAAGUCAAGCAAAAGUUUCAAAGACUAGACUACUUGUAUCUGAAUGCUGGGAUCAUGCCUAAUCCCCAGCUAAAUAUCAAAGCCUUUCUCUUUAGCAUCUUUUCAAGAAAUGUGAUUCAUGUGUUCUCCACAGCGGAAGGACUGUUGACCCAGAAUGACAAGGUCACUGCUGACGGGUUCCAGGAGGUGUUUGAAACCAAUCUCUUUGGCCACUUUAUCCUGAUUCGGGAACUGGAACCUCUUCUCUGCCACACAGACAUCCCCUCUCAGCUCAUCUGGACCUCCUCUCGCAAUGCAAAGAAAUCUAACUUCAGUCUUGAGGACAUCCAGCACACCAAAGGCCAGGAGCCCUACAGCUCUUCCAAAUACGCCACCGACCUCCUGAACGUGGCUUUGAACAGGAAUUUCAACCAGAAGGGUCUGUAUUCCAGUGUGGUGUGCCCAGGGGUGGUAAUGACCAACCUGACGUACGGAAUUCUGCCUCCCUUUGUGUGGACAUUGCUCCUGCCGCUGAUGUGGCUGAUUCGCUUUUUUGCAAACGCUUUCACUUUGACGCCGUACAAUGGAGCCGAAGCACUGGUGUGGCUUUUUCACCAAAAACCUGAGUCUCUCAAUCCUCUGACCAAAUACCUGAGCUUCACCACGGGCUUCGGGACUAAUUACGUCAAGGGCCAAAAGAUGGACAUAGACGAAGACACCGCUGAAAAAUUUUAUCAAACCUUACUGGACCUGGAAAACCGCGUUAGGAUCACCAUUGAAAAAUCCGAUCACCCCAGCUGAUGGUGACAUUCUCCAGAGCAUCCCGUACCUUCUGUACAUCCCGGCCGGGGCACGUGGCUUUCCAUUGUGCUGGGUGAUAUGCUUUUGUAGUAAACCACAAGCCCUGAUGAUCUCUGCUCCCAUCUUUCAGAAUGAUCCCCAAGACUCCGUGUGUGCACGUGUGCAGGCAUGUACACACAUGUGGAAGGGAUUGGCAAAGUAGAGGAACCAAGUCAAUACCCUCCAGAGUAGUGUCCUUUGGGAAUUGCUAGGGGCUCUCUGCAGAGCACCUGCAUCCACUGUUCCACUGGCCACUGGGAGGCCAGUAGAUCAUUCUGGAGUGACUGGGACACAGGUACAGCCUGAGCCUCCUUUUAGUCCCAGCAAGGAGGGGCAAGGCCACUGAGUAGUCAUUCCAGCUCCUUGUCUUUUCUCUGUGAGCAUUUUCCUACUGUCUUUAUUCACUUCUCCACGUGCUGCUUCCCGAUAAUCUUACCAGGUUGUCUCUCUGAGCGGUCCCCACGUGACUGCACGCAGUGAAUCUCAGGAACAAAGUGUGAGUGUGUUUGGGCCACGUGCGUUAUUUCUUCUCUGUAAAAACAUUCUGUUGUUAUCAGGUAGUGGAGCCAACAGCCUGGUCUUUAUCAGCGUCUGCAGAUGUAUUCAUGAACAUCUUCAUGACCAUAUUUCACUGGAACUGAAAGGAUAGCAGAAAAUUAUUUAUUCGUGUUUCAAAAAAGUGUAAAAAAACAAACAAACUGAGAAACUGCUAUUAAGCCGUCUGCUGGCAUCUGGUACACAAUGGAAUAGAAGGAAAUUGUUCAUUUUUAUGUGUCAGGUGAUGAGUUUUUCAAACCUUUCCUCUAUAAAACUUCAAGAGCCACACCUGAGCAUCCUUUGGUAUGAAUCAACAUGUUAAAGAUGGCUAAAUAUUUUUUUUAUCAUAAAUAAAGCCAUCCUAUCACUUGGGAUAUAAUAAAGUCAGUAAAAUUUUGAAUAAAAAUCCAAAAGAUGAUACAUAAUUUCCCUACAGCUUGUGCUAUGAAAAUUUUCUGAUUAGAGUUUUCCUCCUUUUGCUGACCAAGAUAUUUUUGUAAAGCUGUCAGGUGAGAGUGAGUCUGUACACCACACAACUCCCCGCAUCCUUGGGUAAGGAGGGUGGGGCUUAGCAUGGCGCUGUCCUUUCUUCAUUCUGUAUCUCCUCAGAAGGCUUCUUCUCCGUGGUGAACUCAACAUUUCUCAUGUGUAAACCGAAACCUCUUUGCCCUUUUGCUCAUGGGUCUGCAGUGAAGAGGGGAUCGACGAUCUGUGUGGACCGUGAACAUCCCUCAUUUUGGUAGAGAAUGAUGAGGUUCAUUAGAGGUCAGGAACGCAGAAGGCCGAGGUUCAGAUACUGCCAUGUAAGGCAUGGCUGACCACGGCCCUUUUGACAGGUAGUUGGUUUUGUUCGCUGAGCAUUUCCAGGAGACAGCAUGGAGCACUGCAGGAUGUAAUGGGGGAGUUAUGGGCCGUAGGUCUGGGUAGUCAUAAUCUAGACUGUUCUCAAGAGAGUGUAAUAGUGUGGGGUUUGGUUAUUUGUGAGUCUGGAAAAACAUGUCAUUUUCCGGGGUUGCCAACUUUGGAGCAUCAAGUUAUUCUUGGAAUUUCUUUUUACUGGCUGCAUUAGUAAUCCCCCCUAUUUUAUUCUUUUUUUUUUUUUUUGUGGUUUUUCGAGACAGGGUUUCUCUGUGUAGCUUUGCGCCUUUCCUGGGACUCACUUGGUAGCCCAGGCUGGCCUCGAACUCACCGAGAUCCACCUGGCUCUGCCUCCCAAGUGCUGGGAUUAAAGGCAUGCACCACCACCGCCUGGCUCUAUUUUAUUCUUGAUGCUGAUAUCUUUUCAUCGUCAGCUAUGCAGGGGUUUUUCCAUUUGCUGGGGUUUUCAGAGAGCCAUGUUUCCGCCUCACUGAUUUUUUUUUUUCCUUCCCAGUUGCUUAUAUAUUUUCCAUAGAGACUUUAGCUCUACAUGUUUUAAUUAUCUUCUUUCUGCUUUCAUUGGGUUAAAAUAAACCAUUUUUCCCGUUUCUUGACAUAAAAAUUUAGGUUACUUAUUUAGAAAUUCUUCUUCCUGGCUGGUGUAAGCAUUUAAGUAUAAGCAUUUAAUGACAUAAAUGUCCCUCGCAGCCCGGUCUAACCGCAUCCCAUGUUUGCUGACUACUGCCUUGCUGUUAUUUUCAUCCUUUUAGCCCUAGAUUGUUUUAUUAAUUUAUGUUGAGGUUUUCUUUUAUGAAUUAUUAAAAGUGUUACUUAAUGUUCAUGUUUUUAGAGAUUUCAAAGGUUGGAAUUUGACUGGGGAGAUGGCUCAGUGGUUGAGAGUACUGGCUGCUCUUCCUGAGGACCCAGGUUCGAUCCCUGCACCACACGGUGGCUCACAAACAUAGAACUCCAGUUCUGGGAGAUCCAGUGCCCUCUUCUGGCCUCCAUGUAUACCAGACAUGCAUGUGACACAUAGGCAUACAUGCAGACAAAGCACUUAUACACAUAAAAAUAAUAAUUCUUUUAAAAAUUGGUACUGGCUUCCAGGUGUAGUCUGUUGGGAUUUUCUAGCUUCAUGCUGGUAUAGUCAGAAUACAUGGAGUCCUCUUUCUGUAUCAAAUUGCUUGAGUUGUCGUUAUGGUCCAGGACCUGGUCUACCUGGAGUGUUCUGUGGACUUUCCUUCACACCAUGCCUGCUCACAUCUCCUCUUUAGAACACUGGAGCUUGCUCUCUUUGUAAGGAGUUCAUGGUUGCUUUCCUGGCAGGUGUUGUGUGGGAGGGCCACCCCGCUCUGUUGAAAACAGUGUUUCUCAUCUUUACAUCAGCUUUCGUUUCUGUUACAAUUUUACUCUUCUAGUUCUUUCCUGUGUUCAGUCAGUUUUGCUUGUUCUGUGUCCAGUUCUGGUUUUAGUUUCAAAAUUUUGAUUCAUUUUAUUCUUAAUAUAUUUAUUUAUUUUGCAUACUUGGGUGUAUUGUGUUCAGGGCUGUGGAGUUUGUCUUCUCUCUUGUGGUUGAUUCCCUGAGCAGGAAUGCUGCAUAUAGUAGUUGUCAACAGAAGCUUUUACUUAUUCAUUUUUAUUUUGUUCUCUUCACUCCUCAGUGAGGUCUUUGAUAGUUAGUUGACUCUAAAAUUUCAUCAUAUCCCUCAAGUUUUACCAUCCUUAUCAAUCUUUUGAAAAA
Molecule: messenger RNA, 4297 nt
Organism: Peromyscus maniculatus bairdii (prairie deer mouse)
Lineage: Eukaryota; Metazoa; Chordata; Mammalia; Rodentia; Cricetidae
Gene: Hsd17b7
Product: hydroxysteroid 17-beta dehydrogenase 7
Biological process (GO): cholesterol biosynthetic process
Cellular component (GO): endoplasmic reticulum membrane
Molecular function (GO): 5-alpha-androstane-3-beta,17-beta-diol dehydrogenase (NADP+) activity; estradiol 17-beta-dehydrogenase [NAD(P)+] activity; 3-beta-hydroxysteroid 3-dehydrogenase (NADP+) activity
Source: RefSeq, a predicted model, not a curated record